AAUUUCUGUUACAUUAGUAUUUUAUAUUUCAAACAGCGAGCCGCGCCCAUUGGGAUAAUAUUUGGUAUGUAAAUGUAGUUUUGAUACCGAUUUUCUCUUGAUCUAUUCAUAUGGUCCAUAAAGGAGACGGGUGAGGCUGGCGACCUUUUCAUUAUGAUAGCCAAGUAUCUAGAGUUGUCUUGUUAACUCAGUCAUCGAGUACCACAGGGUCUCCGUGGCUAAAAUAGAUACGGGAUAUUAAGAGAAUGUACUGAAAUGGAUACGAGAUGCUACGAACUUACACUGAAAUAGAUACGAGAUAUUACGAGACUGCAUCGGACGCCAUCACAUCUCACAUAGAGCCAGGAAGCUAGACUCUUCAAUUCUCCUGUAAGUUAAAUCCCGUACAUAACUCCUGUAACAAUUACAUAUUAUAAUAAGAUUAAUGUAUGUGCCUUCACUUAUUUUGGGCAUACUAUAUUAACGAAUCACAUAUUUUUUCAACAGGAUUAUUGCUCGUUCGGAAAUUUGAAAAAAAAAAAAAAUCUUUAUUGCCUGUUUGGUAUUUUGCUCAUGCUUUGAAUCCCAUGUAACAUACCGAGUUGUCACACGUGUUUAUUGAACGAGUGUCAUACUGUGGAUAGAUAACCUUUAUAACACUCACCCACAGUUAUCCACUUUGUCUCUUGCCAGUCAUUUAAAUUUACAGAUGCUUGUCAUGCCGAAAAUAACCUGUGUUAUAUAAAUGUAACUUUUCAGAUAUUGUCCUUCUUUCGCUUUAUAUGCUUUUAACCAUACUCUUAGAGCCAAUAAAAAAUAUAUAGGUCUCAGGACCUAAUUUUUUUUUGAGUUUCUAUAAUUUCUAAUAACUAAAUAUUUAAAACUGUCAGUCACCCACAGCUCGACUCCAUAUAUAUUUUCAGAUUGGUGUUGCCAUGGAAAAGCAUGUACAAUUAAUCCUCAUUAGUCUGCGUCAGUCGACGAUGACUUUUUGCAUAAUCCACAUACACAUAUGUUUCCCUCUGGUAUGCGGGACACAGAAGGAACAAGAACAUUCCAAACAAGAACUGAAAUGUUUUGAUUCUAGCAGAAUCUUGGAAAGCUGUCCGAUAUUUGCAUACUCGCGUUGUAGACAGUGGGUGCCAUGCACGGGUUGCAGAGAAAUCACUGUUUGUCCUGCCAGCGUUGAGUACAAAAAUUACCGUCGACGCUUAUCGUCAUACAGACAUCUGAGUUUUGAUUCUGAUUCAUUGCAAGCAAGCAUGUUGGCCCAGGACGGCUUCUACUUUGAAUACAGCGAACAAGGCGCAAGAUUGACCUGCUUUAGGUAACAGUAGCAACUGCGUUGGGAACAAUAGACCAAAUUUAAUAGCUACUUUGAAGUAAGGGACACAAUAACAGGCAAAGUGGUCAGCCGGAUUUCGAGAAUGAUAUUUUUUUUUUUUUAUCAUUGUUAUCUUAAUAAUCUUACCAAAAAAGUUUCAUGGGUUUGUGCACACUGCAUUUACAACGAUAAUCAGAUUUCUAUGAUCGGUUUUGAAAACGUUUUAUUGAUGAUUUUAAAAAAACCAACUAAACAUGAAUCAAAUUUUAAUUAUUUUUAUAAAAAUGGCAGAGAAAAUGUCCAAAAUAGUUUAAAUAAUUAAAAAAAAAUAAUAUACUUAAUUUUAAGAAAAUUACAAUGAUUGAUGCAUGCCCCCCCCCCCCAAAAGGAAUUUUCGGUAAAAAAGUCCCUGGCCUAUAUAUUUACCUAAUAUAUAUUUAUCACGGCCAGUAAAAAGGAGAUGAUCAAGUUAAAUCAUAUAUCUACAAUCAAUAAUAGUUUUGUAAAAAGUUGAAUCUAAAAUCCAUUAAAUAUUCUUAAGGAUCUGUCCUGUUUUACUUUUAACAUAUAUUUAAGGGCCUAUAGGUAGUCGAUAAUGCAAUGGGUGCUGUGUGAUGCUAUGUUGAGAUUGUUGUGAAGCUAUAAAAAUAACAUGCUAAGGAAAUACUUUCUAAUCCCCAUCUUCGCUUCUUUUUGUUUUUCCACCCCGUUUACGAGCAGCUGCCAAGCAUCGUGGACACUGCCAGAAAUGGAACGGGCACAGGGGAAUAGGCAUCACCUGGAAUGUGAUUUCAGGUAUGGUGAGAAUUAUCUAAAAAAAAAUAAUAUGACCAAAUACAUCCAGGCAGCUGACAUACAUUCUCAGACAACUCAUUGCGUGUAAAACUCUAAAGACAGACACAAACUGUUUUUAAAAUCAAAUUAUUAUGACUAUGGCUACUAGUUACCUCGAAUGACAAUCUUUUAAAACUUGGUCGACGCCGCAGCUAAGAUAAUAGCACAAAUCCAUGUUUCAUUUCUUUUGUUAAUAAAAAAAAAGUUACUUUAAAUACCUUUAAAGACGUACAGUUUACAUUUUAAACAUGUACAUCUCUUGUUAUGUAAAUGGUCCAUUUCACUAAGAGCUUUUGAAAUUUAAGGACAUAUUUUCUUUGACUUCAGACCGCCUCAUAUCAGACAGCCACAAGGCAGCGAAGACGAGUCGGUGGCUCCAAUAGACCUCUCAUCGGGGUACACUUACCAAGAACUUUUCUAUGGAUCCGACCGAGUCCCCUAUGACCCAUAUGCCGCUACCAUUGACAGGUGAAAUUGUAUGUAACCGAUGGCUUGCAGUGUAUUUGAUGAUGCUUUCUAAAAUGCCAUAUGGCCUCUUGUAAUUAUAUUGUUGUAGCAUCACUGCUCAACAUCACUGCUUACCUUUGUCGUAGCACGAUAUAAUUCAAUUAAGUAUACAAAUCGGCAAUACAUUGUGUCAGUUUUAGACGUGGCACUCUUCUGUUUUCAACACACACAAACACAAAUAUCCAUCCAUCCAUCCAUCCAUCCAUCCAUCCAUCCAUCCAUCCAUCCAUCCAUCCAUCCAUCCAUCCAUCCAUCCAUCCAUCCAUCCAUCCACCCAUCCAUCCAUCCAUCCAUCCAUCCAUCCAUCCAUCCAUCCAUCCACCCAUCCAUCCAUCCAUCCAUCCAUCCAUCCAUCCAUCCAUCCAUCCAUCCAUCCAUCCAUCCAUCCAUCUAUCCAUCUAAUCUAAUCUAAUCUAAUCUAAUCUAAUCUAUUCUAAUCUAAUCUAAUCUAAUCUAAUCUAAUCUAAUCUAAUCUAAUCUAUCGGUCUGUCUGUCUGUCUAUCUAUCUAUCGAAAUCUUCAUACACACAUCAUUAAAUGCUAUAUAUUAUAAAUGUGUCAACAAUGACUGCGGCUGCCACUUAAUACCAGUAAUUCCACAGACGCCGGAGCACUCGUCACAGAAACCUAUUCGGAGAUAUGAACCCGCAGCCUGAUGCUGACACCCUCAGGACGACGCUGGGUGUUCGCAUAUGUGAACACAGAAAAUCCAUGGAUGUGCACGGAAUGCCAUCAAGAAGGUUAGAGUAAUACUAUAAAACAAAAUAUGUUCUUGUUUUAUCACUAUAGAUGUGUUUAUAUGGUAGCUGAUAUAAAACCAGUUAAUACACAUCAUCAUUACGGCUGUACAUCAUUUACCGUGUUCAUCAUUCCCCUGGUCUCAAAUCCACCCCUCCCCAAUUCUCCAUUAUCAUUCCGACACACCCUCCCAUUCCCCACUCCUAACCCUUGACGUCGAGAAAUAUGUAAAAUAAAUAGAUUUCAAUAAGUAAUCCAGAGAAGGUGUUCAUCAUUUCGACGAGAAAAUGGACUUCACUUCUACAACUCAACCCUAGUCUUUUAUAAGUUUAAGAAAUAGUAAAAUCAGUGAGGUAGCGUCAUCUUGUUCAUCACCAUCAGUGGCGCUACAGCCCAUGUUAGGCCAUGGCCUACUCCACUACAUCCGCCAUCUUGUUUAUCAUCAUCAGUGGCGCUCCAGCCCAUGUAAGGCCCUGGCCUGGUCCACCGCAUCCAUCUUCUUGUUCAUCACCAACAGUGGCGCUACAGACCAUGUAGGGCCCUGGCCUGGUCCACCGCAUCCAUCUUCUUGUUCAUCACCAACAGUGGCGCUACAGACCAUGUAGGGCCCUGGCCUGGUCCACCGCAUCCAUCGUCUUGUUCAUCACCAACAGUGGCGCUCCAGCCCAUGUAAGGCCCUGGCCUGGUCCACCGCAUCCAUCUUCUUGUUCAUCACCAACAGUGGCGCUCCAGCCCAUGUAAGGCCCUGGCCUGGUCCACCGCAUCCAUCUUCUUGUUCAUCACCAACAGUGGCGCUACAGACCAUGUAGGGCCCUGGCCUGGUCCACCGCAUCCAUCUUCUUGUUCAUCACCAACAGUGGCGCUACAGACCAUGUAGGGCCCUGGCCUGCUCCACUGCAUCCAUCUUCUUGUUCGUCAUCAGUGGCGCUACAGCCCAUGUAGGGCCCUGGCUCUCUCAAUCACAUCCGUCAUCUUAUUACCAUAGUAUUUUGAGUUUUUUUUUUGUUAACCUCGUGUCAAAAAUGAGAAAUCUGGUUCAAACAUUGAAGUCUUUGAUAAUACAGAAUUUGAUAAUAGAGAAUUUGAAGCUGAUAUGCAAAGGUUUUAAUCUAAAUUAUUUAAAACCUGACCUUUUAUACUCUAAAUUUGCAAAAAUCUUUGCCGGAGUAUUUCUGUUCAUAUCCUCGCUGUCAUUCACGUCUUGAAAAGACUGACGAAUGCCACAUUUUAGAAUUUUAACUUACUUAUAAUAUAAGACAACUGACAUAUUAUUGAACUCUCCCACAAGAAGAUGCCGUCGUCGGGACGGUGAGGACACAGAAGACACGAGUCGUGAUUUGCAUCCCACGGGGCCCAGCCGGGAACAACAAGACAUUUUGCCGGGAAGUUCGGACGAGACGGGGUUGUCUGACGCGGUAGGUGGAUGUGAGCUCAGUGGUAAGUGAACAAUUACGUCAUCCGUGCUAUAUUUUUAAAAAACUCUUUAAAAUUAAAGCCAAUAGUUUUCUGCACCGUUCUAAGCUCAAUUUAUUUCCUAUGAUAAAAAGGAGUCUUGGGAUGUGCCCAAAAAUAUGAAAAUAAAUGAAAUAUGUUUGAGUAAUUGGCCUGUGGCAUUGUUAAGACUUUAAAUUUUUAUAAGGGAAAUAUUUUAAUUCUAUAUUCACUUCUCAGCAACUGGUAUUUUUUCAAUUUUUCUUAUGUUUUCUAAGAUCCAGAAGAAGACCUAGACUAAACUAUGACGUCAGACAUACAUACGAUCAGCAACCAUUUCAGCACAUCGCGUUUCAGAUGGCCUGUGGCAUUGUUAAGACUUUAAAUUUAUAUAAGGGAAAUAUUUUAAUUCUAUAUUCACUUCUCAGCAACUGGUAUUUUUUUCAAUUUUUCAUAUGUUUUCUAAGAUCCAGAAGAAGACCUAGACUAAACUAUGACGUCAGACAUACAUACGAUCAGCAACCAUUUCAGCACAUCACGUUUCAGAUGAGUGCUAAAGUUUGAACGCCGGCAGCAUACGAACGCCAGGCUUGUUAAGUCAGAGUAGCAAUGGUUCGAUGUCUUCCCUCCCCCCCCCCACACCCCUUCAUUACAUAUUAAUACGAC
Molecule: messenger RNA, 5478 nt
Organism: Lymnaea stagnalis (great pond snail)
Lineage: Eukaryota; Metazoa; Mollusca; Gastropoda; Lymnaeidae
Source: the annotation of a GenBank genome assembly